Molecule: messenger RNA, 5901 nt
Organism: Cygnus olor (mute swan)
Lineage: Eukaryota; Metazoa; Chordata; Aves; Anseriformes; Anatidae
Gene: CAPSL
Product: calcyphosine like
Exons: 5
Coding region: 1027-1653 (208 amino acids)
Molecular function (GO): calcium ion binding
Source: RefSeq, a predicted model, not a curated record
GUCAGAUGGGAGAUAUAAGUGUAUAUGAAGUCUUGCACAAACUGCAGUUUAGUACCAGGAAGUACCUGUCGAUGAAAGAUAAGCAGCCUGCCAGGAUGCAAAUGUUAUUACUCUACUAAUUGCCUAAAAUAAUUUCCUGCUCUCGUCAGGAAACGAUGCACAUACUCGUUCUGACUCGGUGUUUUAUCUGUGGGCAGGACUGGGCCCUUUCCCCAUUUCUCAGCUUGAGCUAGCUGCCCAUGCCCUCAGCCCUGACCACGUAUGUUCAGUGUGCUGCUGAAGGAGAGGGCCGAGAAGCAAAACACAGGCUACCUGUCACCCCUAAGAAGUAUAUCAAUACACCCCAAUUUCUUACCCAAGUGCUACACUAUGUCGCUAAUAAUGCUUGUGACCUUUUGCAGGCAGAGUUGUUAAUAGCUGUGUCUAGACAGAGAGAAAUUUUCCUUCAUCAGAUGGUGUUUAACCUUUUUUCAGUUUUCUGCAAAUGAGCGUCAUCUCAGCAUCUCCCCAGAGGCUCUUGCUGCUGGCCAGUCUUCCAAACGAUAAUUAAUCAGCAGGAAAAAAAAUAUGCCAGCAACUUGUUUAUUGUGAAACACAACUGUCAGGCUAUUAAUUACUUUUUCCUAUUGUACUUCGAGUAAAGGACUAAACCAGCAAGUCUUUUCAGCCCUAUCAACUAUAGAGCAGAGAAACAUGUCAUCAAAACAUCGCCAUCCGUGGUGUCACUCCGGCACCCUCCUGUGGGCAUCGUGGGUUGUCUGGGCGAGAGGCAGCACGAGGGGUCCCCCACUCCCACAUCGCACCCAUGGGUGCAAGAUGUCCCCUGCACAACCCGUCUGGGCAGGGAGGAGAAAGAAGGCAUCUGUUUAAAAUCAGGUUAAAUAAAAGGAAGCUUUUGCAACCCAGCGGCAGUAGCCCAGGGAAGCAACGUAAUUGCAGGUUGGGCCAGCCGCAGCCACCAGUGUCACCCUGGAGACCGGCUGGUAAACGCCAGGCCUCCCAAAAAGGGGGAGGCAAGGCAGCCGCAUGCCAGGCACAGCAAGGCAUGACCGAGAGAUGGCAAUCCAGGCCAAAAGAAACCUGUCUAAAACCACUGACCCUGUAGAAAGACUUCGACUAAAGUGCUUAGCAAGGGGAUCUGCAGGCAUUAAAGGACUUGGCAGAGUAUUUCGGAUUAUGGAUGAUGACAACAGCAGGACCCUUGAUUUCAAAGAAUUUGUGAAAGGAUUAAAUGAUUAUGCUAUGAUGAUAGACAAGGAAGAAGCACAAGAGAUUUUCCGGAUAUUUGAUAAAGAUGGCAGUGGAACAAUUGAUUUUGAUGAAUUUCUUGUUACACUGAGACCUCCCAUGUCAAAUGCCAGAAAAGAGAUCAUCAUGCAGGCAUUUAGGAAGUUAGAUAAAACUGGAGAUGGUGUCGUCACGAUUGAAGACUUACGGGGAGUGUAUAAUGCAAAACACCAUCCCAAGUACCAAAACGGAGACUGGACAGAAGAUCAGGUUUUUAGGGCCUUUCUGGAUAAUUUUGAUUCACCCUAUGACAAAGAUGGGAAGGUCACAACAGAAGAAUUCAUGAACUACUAUGCAGGAGUCAGCGCCUCAAUAGACACUGAUGUCUAUUUUAUCGUCAUGAUGAAGAACGCUUGGAAACUCUGAUUGUAUGAUUAAAAGAACAAGACUUUACUUUCACCUUUUGUAGGUUCCCAUGAUUAAGUGUAUGCACAACAACAAGCUCAUUUUCCAAAAUAGCAGCUUCCAGUAACUGUGCCAAUUACAGUCUUACAGUCAAUCUACAGAAAUAAUUCCCAGUUGCUUUGGUAGUCUCAGCCUCAGGGGAUUGGCAGCAUAAUCGGAGAGCAGAUCUGGCAUCCAGCCAUUCAGCAGAUCUAACCCUUUUCUCCCUGCAUCCCUGACAUGUCUUUUCAUCUCUGAGAUGAGCUUUUCUUCUCUUCUCAGACAUCCACAGCAGGUCACCGUGACUCUUGAAUGUAUCCCUCUCCAGCACUAGAUACAGCUCCAAGGGACAGAGGACACGAGGAGGAAAAUAAAUGUUCAGGAAGGGUGAUGGUCUGGGGCAGGCUGUUAGGAACAUGAGAGAGUGCCCCAGGGGAUAACAGGGGUGGGCUGGAGGGUCACAUACCCCUCCCGCCUGGCUUCUUGUGUCUCACCCGUGGGACGGAGUCACUGCCUAAGUGCUCAGCUUGGUGCUGGGAACCUGUGAGUUCCCAGUGCCGGGAGGCUGGAGAGGGAGACAAACCAAGCAGGGGAGGAUGGAUCAAUAUAAAUGCCAAAGACUCUUUAGAGCCCUGUUUUUCCACAGCUUACAACUCAAAAUAUGUCAGCAUGCAGGCAUCUUUUGUGCGCAUGCCUUGCUUCAAACCUCUGUGGGCCUGCUUAUUGCUUUCCCCCCCACUUUGGUUUCUUUCUUUUUGUACUCUGAAACCAUCUCACUAAUGGUUUUCUUUAAAUGGCAUACGUAUUACAGUAUUUUCUUCUCUCUGUUCCUGGAACAUUUACCAGUAGGGUAGCUGUUGUCUGUAUACACUGACACCGAAAGUUGCUUGCUGCUUUUUCUGCUUUUCGUAUUUGUAUUGGUUUAUGACCGAGCUAUGUCUUCAGGGAACUUUCUGGGAACUCAGGAACUUGUAAUUUUCUUGUCUGGUCAUCUUCUGUUUCUGAUGCUGAAGAAAGGGUGGGAACACAUCCUUCUCCUUGCUGCCCCUGGCCACACUAAUGAGACUGUCAGUUCUGAGAUCUACUGUCCUCUCCCCAUGCAGAGAGUGGGGAAAUGGCACAACAAGGAAACUUAAAAAAAUAAGAAGAAGAAGAAGGGGGAGGGGAGGGCAACGUAUAUAAUCAUUCCUCUCUUGAUUCCUUUUUCUUUUGUCUUCUUUCUGUUUCUCUCACAAUGUCCUGAUGUUCCCCAAGACUGAGUUGCUGUAGCAAAGAGUAAAUGGCUUAUGCAUGGCAGUGUUUGCUCCAUUUCAGACUGGCAGCCAGCUAAAAGCAGUGUAGACUCACAGACUAUACUUUCAAAUGAAUUUGUCUGAUGAAGUCUCUGCUUGUGCUUAGUAUGGACUGUUUGUGUAUGCAAGGAUGUAUUACACUAAUCAAACACAAGGAAUCAUAUAAAUCAUUAAGGUUGGAAAAGACCACCAAGAUCAUCUGGCCCAACCAUCACGCUACCACCAACGUCACCCACUAAACCAUGUCCUUAAGCACCACGUCCAACCUCUCCUUGAACACCCCCAGGGAUGGUGACUCCACCACCUCCCCGGGCAACAAGUUCCAAGGCCUGACUGCUGUAAGUUUGAGCACUGCAGUCCUGCGUGCUUCUAGCUCUAGUCCUGUGCAAACUCUGCUUUUGUUUUUCCCAGCCAUGACCUUAGUACAAGCAAUAGCUGUUUGAAAUUCCUUAGUAAAUGCUGUGCGAGCUCAAUUAUUGUCUUUGAUCCGUGAACCUCUAGAAAUUUGCGUACUGGCUAACAGUGUAAAAUAGUGGAAAGAGUUUUUUUGUGGUUACCAUUGAUCGUAAUAGGAGUCUUACUGAGAUGCUACUGAGGUGCCAACAUAGCUUAUAUAAAAAACAAACUUGCUGCAAAUAGAGGCUUUGCAUAUCCUGGCAGCUUGUGUGCAAUACAUUUCUUCUUCAUUUACUAACUGGCUCCAGAACAGGGUAUCAUGUUAGCUAUCUUCUAAGUUUCAACUAAAAAGAUAGCAAUGGUAAUGUAUGGCAGGCAUCACAAAAUGAAGUGAUUUCCUUCUGACAUGCUAGCUCAUGGUUUCAGACUCCACAAGUAAUCUGUUGUGCUGACAUUUAAUCAAGGGCAGUGGAAAUUUAAAUCUGCAUAGCUGCAACUCCUAACCAGUUUGUCUUCUCAGUACCAACCCUUUCCAAUUUUACUUAAUCCCCAAAGCAAUAUACAUUUCUAGAGGGGAGGAUUAACUGGGAGGAGGAACAACAGAGUCAAAGAGCAGAACUGGAAACAACAAAGCAUUUUUAAAGCCUGCAGAAGCUUUGCUACCGGCCUCAGGCAGCCUUUGGUUUAGCCUCUGAUGUUGACCUGAGGGUGGGAGCCAUGGGAGCUCACGCCCCUCGUGCUGGUGGCAGGGCUCAGUGAGCAUCCCGUGGGCUCCUCACUCUGCCCAGCUGCUGUCCUGUCACCCAUGGGGCAUGCUCCUCAGCAUCUCCAGGAGGACAUUUUUCAUGAUUACAUUGCUUCAAAACCUUGAGCCGCCCUUCAACCCCUCACCAUCCCUCUCUGCUGGGGCUGCUGUGCUGCCAGCUGGGAGAGCCACAAAUGAAGCUUGAGUGCCCGUGCUCAGCUUCAGGCUGCUGUGUGCCGGGUACAGAGCUGGCAGAUGCUGGAGAUAGACCUCAGUGCAGGCUGUCCUGCCAGCCCGUGAUUGCAGAGCGCACACGGCAGAUGCUGGGAGAUAGGUGGCAAUGCACGUGACCGUAUCUGGCGCUGCCAUCAAGAUUGUCAGAUCUUGGUUGGUACUUCACGCUCAAACAUUUUAUUUCUUCUUUCUGAUUGUGCAACAGAUGCUAAACAGGAUGGCACAAACCAUAGGAACAUCUGAGUCUGCAGGGCUGUGGGGCAACACCAGAGGUGAAGGUUUCAGCUCCAGCCUUGCUGCAAAAAUGCUGUCUGACCCAUCUGGUCCUUUAGGGAGGGAAAUGGCUCCCCCCUACCUCUACCUGGGCCAUCAGAGCAUCUCUGUGACUGCCCCAAACUGGCACAAGGUGAGGGGAGAGGCAGGGCACAGCCUCUCCCUUCAGCAUAGUCCCAGGAAAGGAAAGGCUGCUUCUGCAACAGUCGGUACUUCAUGUUGGUUUUGCCCCUGGUGUGGUUUUGUGGCUUUGUAUUUUUGUUCCUGGAGUGGAACUUUUUGGCUUGAUCUGGUCCAGAGUUGUUUGGUUCGUGUUUCCCUCCUGCAGCAAGAAUUUUUGGUUCAGGCAACCAAGCUUUGAUGCAAGCCUCUCUCACUCUUGUAAUCAGGCCACAGGAUGUGCUCACCGAACCGGUUCACUUCACUGGUCCCCUGGCAGAAAGCUGUCGUGGCAGGGACAGAUGGAAGCAGCUGAGGCUUUUGCAGAUGAAACCAGCUGCACACGCUGCUAAAUGAAAGCCAGCGAGGCAGUGACUGCACAGCCCUGCCCCAAAGCCUCGCCGCUGCGUGGGCAGAGCGGAGCUGUGCCACCCCGCAGCCGGGCUCGUGCCUCCGCCGGUACCAGCUGACAGAAGGGGCCAGCCCAGUGGUUUGGGCUGGUUUUGCUACUGACCUCUGUGCUGGGAGCAGCAGCAUGAUCAGCUUUCCAUGGUAAACCAGAAAAUGCUGAGAGCAGCCCAAUGCCGUCACCAGCUGCCCACUUUCUGUGACUUUUGCUAUGAUUACAGCUCCUCCAGAGCAACUCUGACCUUAUCGCAUAGACUUACUAGUUUAGACAGUCCCAUCAAUGGAUUUUCUGCUUCGUUUCUCAUGUUUUAAUUAAAAAAAAAUAAAAUCUUUACUAACAUUUGGAGCUCCUUACAUUCAUCUGGUGAUGGUUCUAGUGUUGGAAUACUUUAAUUUCAUUGUGGCAUCUAAGUCGUGCAGUCAAUGUUUAGCAAUAACCAGAAUAACUUGUCUUACGUUCAGUUUGCCAGGACAUAACAACAACUCUGUCUCCAAACACACCAAGCUCAAUACACUGACCUCAGAGUUAUUGGAAUAAACAAAGUGUCAGAGCUUGCUGGGGCAGCACAUCCUGAUGUCAGAUCAGGACAACCUGAUGAAAAAGUCAGACUUCUCUGAAAGAGGCUAAAGAUUUUUCUGCAAAACAUGGGAACGUGUUACAUAAACACCUUGCUGUGGGCUACAGUCUGUAGCCAUCACACGUUUUUAACUCUGUUUUUCUCA